Molecule: messenger RNA, 1611 nt
Organism: Lachancea lanzarotensis
Lineage: Eukaryota; Fungi; Ascomycota; Saccharomycetes; Saccharomycetales; Saccharomycetaceae
Gene: ALG6
Product: LALA0S08e01200g1_1
Exons: 1
Coding region: 1-1611 (536 amino acids)
Biological process (GO): protein N-linked glycosylation
Cellular component (GO): endoplasmic reticulum membrane
Molecular function (GO): dolichyl pyrophosphate Man9GlcNAc2 alpha-1,3-glucosyltransferase activity
Source: RefSeq, a predicted model, not a curated record
AUGACUGCUGUCAAGAAGGUCUCAAAAAAAUCCUUUUUUGCCUCACCUUUGUACGACUUUUUGUCGCCUUUCAGGCCCGUUGGAAACCAAUACUAUGCGGAGUACGUGAUUGUCAUUUUUGCACUGGUGAUACGGUGCGCUGUGGGAUUGGGCUCCUUUUCUGGGGAAAGCACUGGUCCAAUUCGUGGGGAUUUUGAGGCUCAAAGACACUGGAUGGAAAUCACCACCAGUAUUCCAGUCUCCCAAUGGUACUGGUACGAUCUGCAAUAUUGGGGCUUGGACUACCCUCCUCUCACUGCAUACCAUUCUUAUUUCUUUGGAAAGCUGGGAUCGCUUCUGGACCCCCAUUGGUUUGCCCUAGGUACGUCCCGCGGUCUAGAAACUCCAGAUCUCAAGUCGUAUAUGAGAUUCACCGUGAUUUUGAGCGAAGUGGCUCUUUAUAUUCCCGGAGUUAUUUAUUUUACCAAGUGGUUUGGCAUUAAAAGAAAACAAUCGCCAAUUGGCACCUACAUUGCUGCCGCGGCCAUACUGUUCCAACCAUCGCUGAUUCUGAUCGAUCACGGCCAUUUCCAAUAUAACUCUGUUAUGCUGGGGCUCACUGUUUACGCCAUCAACAACCUGUUGGACGGGUUUUACGGACCUGCCGCUAUGUGUUUCGUGCUAUCCAUAUGUUUCAAACAGAUGGCGCUUUACUAUUCCCCCAUAUUUUUCGCAUACUUACUAAGCAAGUCGCUUUUUUCACCCUCCUUCAACAUUCCUAGGUUUAUCUCCGUGGCCUUGUCUACUGUGAUUGCUUUCUCUGUUUUAUUUGCUCCUCUCUAUGUGUUUGGAGGGGUCAAAAAUGUCCUCCAAUCGGUUCACAGGAUAUUCCCUUUUGCCAGAGGAAUAUUCGAGGAUAAGGUCGCCAAUUUCUGGUGUGUGUCGAACGUCUUUUUCAAAUACGCUGAAAACUUUACGCAAGCGGAGCUCCAAAAGUUUUCAAUGUAUGCCACCGCGGCCGGAUUUAUACCUUCUUUCACAGUUAUGUUCUUCUACCCAAAGAAACACUUACUUCCUUUCACUUUAGGAGCAUGCUCUAUGGCGUUUUUCCUGUUCAGUUUCCAGGUUCACGAAAAAUCGAUCUUAGUGCCACUUCUUCCAAUUACGCUACUGUACUGCUCUUCGGACUGGAAUGUUCUGUCAAUGGUGAGCUGGAUCAAUAACGUGGCCUUAUUUACGCUGUGGCCGCUUUUAAAGAAAGAUGGUCUUUCCUUGCAAUACGGAGUGAUGAUGAUCUUGAGCAAUUGGCUGAUAGGGAACUUCAGUUUCUGCACGCCACGCUUUCUGCCCCGUUUUCUCACACCUGGGCCCUCCGUGAGUGAUGUUUCGGAGUCCUAUAGAAGAAGAAGUCUUCUGCCGAACAGCAUUUUGUGGAAGCUGAUCAUCGUUGCAUCCUACGUGGCCAUGGCCAUCAUACAUGUGCUGGACAUGUUUGUGGAGGCGCCACAACGUUUGCCCGACCUAUGGGUGCUCAUGAACUGCGGCCUAGGGUUUUCCUGUUUCGGUCUUUUUUGGCUGUGGAAUAACUACAAACUGUUGACCAUGAGAAAUACCUCGUUCGCCGACUUCUAG